CAUGGCUAUGAAACGCCUCCGCGUCGGAUCUGGCGUAGUGACAUACUUCAACUAGAAUGUCGCCAUGAUCUUGAGUCGUAUUAGUAUAUGGAUGCUGCCCUGGACAAUGUCUUGCCAAUAUGAAGAUGGCGAGAACCCUCCUUGGCCAAGCUUGGACUUGCGGACGGGGACCUAUCGGACUUGUCGCAUGGCGAACGGUUAGAUACCAUCUUUUGAUAUUGGGAAAGGUUGAUCGAUAAUGGUUCGAAACGAGGAGGACUAUCCACCCUUUCGUUUAGCGAUCGAAGUUUUGAGCAUUCAAGUCCUUUUUUGGCUUUGUGUCGCUAGCGCCCAUGCCCUGUUAGGUUAGGCGCGCAAUGUUGGACAAGAAGAUCUUGAGAAGUUCAAUCUAAGUUCAACCCGAGCUUAACGAACGCGUUGCAAACGCAUGGUCUGCACAUAUACCCCGCCUAUCUGAUAUCAAAGGUUUGUGUCUUAUAUACCAUCGAUUGCUCUGUUUUCUGUGUGUGUCUCUCUCCUUCUCCCUCUUUCCCUCUCUCUCAGCAGUUCUCUUCGUACCCAUGUCGAUACCUCAAACCCCUACUCGCAAAACUGACCCUACUAACUUGGCUCCUGAGCUGAAAAAUACUCCUCUCGGUCGCGGCAGUUCCACCCACGCAUCGUCGGACGGCUUCAAUGACUUAUACCAGCGUACAGUGCAUCCAUGGCUAUUUGCGGACAUAUCCAAACACAAGCAGACCACAUUUGACCGAAUGAUGGCCUGGAUGUUGCAUUUCUCUCUUCCUACCGAAUUGAGAGACUCCGUAGAUCCUUACCAUCUCUUUAAUCAAUGCCUCAAUAAAGUGUUGCCCAUCUGUAACGACCAAGAUUUGCUCAAUCAUUUACAGUCAUAUUGUGAGGUUGAGGGAGGAGAAACGGCCAGAUACGCACCUUUCACGAAUGCAUGCAACCGUGCAUUAUCGCUCUUGGAGGAAGUGGACGUACCGCAUCUCGGUAAAGGCUCACCGUUCAACAUUCUCUUUCAACGUAAUGAUCCAAAUGUGCUCGACGGCGUUCAUGGUAGUCUCAAAUCGAAACGCAAACCCGACAUUGUUAUCACCAGCCUUGCCUGUGCUCGGCGCAUCUGGGGUGGAGGCACGGAUAUAGAAUGGAACGCUGCGAUCAAACACUGCCAUGAGAAGCCCGUAGACCUCCAAUGGCACGAUGUGUUGUGCUCAUGGGAGUUCAAGCGGACGAAGAAAGUAAUUUCGUUGCCCUCUCGCAAAUAUGGCACCAAACUGUAUCGGAACAUUUCAUGUGUGAAUGACGUCGGCACCAUGGAUCCCCCCACGAAACCUGAUGUCCCGAGCCCGCAUCGUAUGAAUUUUCAUUUUACUGCCUCAUCUAUUAAAUCUCAUCCCGUCAAUUUUAUCUAUCUAGCAAAGCCCAACCAAGCACCUCGGACGGAGGAACCGCCGCUCGUGCAAUUGGCAUCGUAUGCGGCUGAGAUGCUAUGCCGAGGUCCUGCAGUGAAUCACUGCAUAAACGUCCUUGUUGUCGAUGAUGUGGUCUGGCUGUGGUGGUAUGACAGGCAGGGGGCUAUCCAGUGCACUGGAAUCAACUUCCUCGACGAUCUUCCGCGCUUCCUCGUCCUCCUCCUCGUCCUCCAAAGAUUUUCGACCAUGGACCUUUGGGGAUUCAAUCCCGAACUGGAUCCCAUUGUUGUCCAGUAUCACAGCGGGAACUUACCUUUGGAUCAGACGGAGAAUGUCUCACAAGAGCCGUUCGACCUUGAGAUCCCUGUCGAAGGUGGCAAGUUCAAGGUCAACUUGGACCCAAAGAAGAAUGAGUACAGCCGACACACCCUGGUUGGGCGUGGUACUCGUGUGUUCCAAGGGUCUGAGGGGAUACUAUUUCGCGACCCAGCUAAUCCUGAAGUUCUCAUGAACGAGAAGGCGAGACACGCGGCUAUAAAGAUAUACUGGCCGGACAGUUCGAGGCCGUCGGAGCAGACGGUGGUUCAGAAGGCUCGUGAAGCUGCUGAAACCAUUGACCCUGGCCUGUUGGACAACCUGCCGGAGAUCUAUGGCGCCUGCACGUUGAGCAAGUAUGAGACAGGUCGCAUCCGGAAAUUCCUUGACCUCUGGGAUCUCGAUACUGAAACAAAGGAGCGUGUAUACCGUUCGCGAACGCUUAACAUCAUAAUAUCGGAGUGGCUGGAGCCUUUGUGGAAAUUGCCUCCGUAUAACUUUAUGCUUGCAUGGUAUGAUAUUGUUAGAUGCCACUUUGCGAUGUGGAUUGCUGGUGUCAAACACUGCGAUCCCAGCGAAGGCAAUAUGUUAUACCGCGAGAAAGGAAACAAGAAUCAUGGGGUAUUAAAUGACUGGGACUUGGGCGUUCUAGAUGGUCUAAAUGACCAUAAGGGGUUGGAGCGCACAGGUACUGUUCCAUUCAUGGCUUUGGACCUGCUCGGUCGUAAAUUCUGGCUUGGCGGCAUUCGACGAGAAUACCGCCAUGAUCUGGAAUCGUUCAUUUGGAUGCUUCCCUGGGCGGUGUUUUGUUACGAAGAUUGUCAACGAAAGGAACCUCCGGACGAAAUGAGGCCGUGGCGUACAGGAAACUAUGAGCAGUGUCGGAGGUACAAAGUCGACUUCACCCGGACGAUGUCUGAGUUCAUCGAAGAGCAGCGUAUCCCUUCGCAGUGGAUAAAGAUCUGGCCGCUUGUGGUGAGACUCAUGUUCCGUGUCAACAAUGAUUAUAACGCCAGAUUACAAAUGGCGUUCUAUGGCCCAGUAGAGGAGGAUUCCCCUCAGCAGGUGUACCUCGACCUACUUGAAUUCAUUGAAGAAGCGAUCCGGAAGCCGCCCUAUGGACCGAUGGAGAUUCCCUUUCCCGAUGACCAUCUCAUGAACAUUCCACAGUUACCUGACCAUGCAAGUACAGAGACACCUGUUCGGGGACGGGGACGAGGUCGAGGGCGUGCACGCGGAAGGGGGCGAGCUCAGGCACAAUUUGGAGGGGGUGACAGAGGCGCAGGCAGCACCGAAGCGAAUCUUGACUCGGAACGCAGCACUUCUGGAUCUCGACGCUCCGCUAGGAUCAAGGCGGAUGAGGAGAAGAAACGUCAGGAGGCGGAGGGGAAGAAACGUCGGGAGGCGGAGGAGGAGAGAAAACGUAGGGAGACGGAGGAGAGAAAACGUCAGGCAGCGGAAACGAAGAAGAGGGGGAAGAAGUAAACUGGUCUGUUGGUGAAUGGCUCGUUCGUGAAUGCGUCGACCCAGAAAUGAAAUAUGAGCCUCUAUUUCUUCAUUCUUCAUUCGCGUGUACUUUUGUUGUGCUAGGAGUCAUAGUGACUCCUAGCCGUGUUUGUUAUACCAGGUUAUCAAUAUAACGUUCAUCUUGUUACGUUGACUGCGUUGGUGGCGUUACGAUAGUUCAAAAUAUUGACAGUGUUUCGACUCGGACGGACUGGCACUGUAGCUCCACGAUUGCGAUGUCCGGUAUGAAGGGAAGCUUGAGUAAACCGGGCCUGUCUUUCUUAUUCUCUACUUCUUGGUGGUUCGGUAUGGGCUCACACAUAGAUUUCGAGGGUAAGCGAAACGCUAUUCGGCAUAUGGAUUGCUUCUUGGCCCCUUGGCACGGACAGCCUAUGACUGUCAUAAAUGCGUUAUUCACAU
Messenger RNA from Somion occarium, 3656 nucleotides. NCBI's taxonomy places the organism in Eukaryota, Fungi, Basidiomycota, Agaricomycetes, Polyporales, Cerrenaceae. The record is from the annotation of a GenBank genome assembly.